UUGAAACUUCUAAUGUGAUUAAAGAUUUUAAGUUUAACAAUUGUGUGUUGAGAAAAAAACGGGAUUUUCCAUGUGUUAAGAAUUUUUUAUUUUUCCACGAGGAUAUGCAGAAGUUGACUGCUAUGUAUUCAGAUUCAAACCUGAUUUGGGAAUCCACCACACACGUUCACGCCAUUGUUUCGCAAAAACACAUGUUAUAUUAUCUAUUACUUUUUCUUUCUUUUGCAUCAUAUUAACCAUUAUAAAUACUCUACCCAUCGACCCUCAUAAACCCAUCUCUCCAAGCACAAAUUUGAUACAGAAUAAACGUCAUUAGCUUUCUUUUGCUUUAAGCCAUGGACUCAAAACUUAUCUUAAGGUGUUUGGUUAUCGUUUCCCUUAUCACAUCUCUAGCCCUGCCAGCCUCUCUCGGAGCAAUAGAAUGUGAGAAUCUGAGCAAGGAAACAUGUUCAUUUGCUGUUUCAUCUAGCAGCAAAAGGUGUGUCCUAGAGAAACAUGUGAAAAGAUCGGGUGAAGAAGUAUACACAUGCAAAACAUCAAAUAUUGAAACUGGUAUACUAAAAGAUCACAUUGAAAGCGACCAAUGCAUAAAAGCUUGUAAUUUAGACAGAAAGUCACUUGGAAUUUCAUCAGACGCACUUCUGGAAUCUCGUUUCAUACAGAAGUUAUGUUCUCCACAGUGUUAUAAGAGUUGUCCAAAUGUUGUUGAUCUUUACUUCAACCUAGCAGCCAGUGAAGAUGUGUUUCUUCCUAGGUUGUGUGAGAUGAAAGGUGGAAAUGCUCGCCGCGUAAUGGCGGAAUUGAAAAGCUCUGGUAUUGUGGCACCAGGACCUGUGGAUCAAAUGUUGUUUGCAGCAUCUCCAGAAUCAUUUAGUUCUGCCGAGUUUGCAGCAUCAUCUCCAGAAUCAUUUAGUUCUGUUGAGUUUGCAGCAUCAUCUCCAGAAUCAUUUAGUUCUGUUGAGUUUGCAGCUGAACCUAUGGCUGCACAUCUAUCAUAAGAGUGUUUUGGAAUGUCUCUCUAUCUAUGGGAAUGGAGAAAGGUAAUAAAUAUGUAUGCAAAUGAAAUAAGAUGAAUAAAAUGGCGGAGUUAGUAUAUCAUCUUUAUUUUGAUGUUUCUUGUUAUUUUCGAUAUUUGUAAUUUAAUUUGUUUUUCUUUCAAUUUGUGUGUAAUUUGUUUAAUUGUAUCUUGAGUAAACCCUUCCAUUAUGUUUUUAGACGGAGUCAAAAUCAAUAUUUUGUAUAAUUUGAAUCCAUUAUAUGAUGUUUUUAGGGUGAACAUGUCAAACUUAUUAGAAGUAAUUCAUAUUUAUUAGUUGUACUAUUUUCUUAGCCCCUAAGUUUGUUAGAGGGUAUUUUAGUAUUUUAUCCUAUUCUAGUAACCCUAGUUUUAGCUUAUAAAUAGGGUGACAAUCAUUGUAACUUUUAUCAUGUUUUGUAGCCGUCAUUCUCUUAAUAGAAUAUUUCCGUUCAUCAUUCAUUCUACCUUUGCACCAACAAUUGGUAUCUAGAGCUCCGGUUCGGAUUCAUUGGGAAA
Molecule: messenger RNA, 1534 nt
Organism: Lathyrus oleraceus (garden pea)
Lineage: Eukaryota; Viridiplantae; Streptophyta; Magnoliopsida; Fabales; Fabaceae
Exons: 2
Coding region: 336-998 (220 amino acids)
Source: RefSeq, a predicted model, not a curated record